This is a messenger RNA of Daphnia pulicaria, 1982 nucleotides long. Its product is annotated as zinc finger protein 836-like. NCBI's taxonomy places the organism in Eukaryota, Metazoa, Arthropoda, Branchiopoda, Diplostraca, Daphniidae. Bases 113 to 1912 code for a protein of 599 amino acids. The transcript is spliced from 5 exons. Gene Ontology annotation, molecular function: zinc ion binding. The record is from RefSeq and is a predicted model, not a curated record. Gene Ontology annotation, cellular component: nucleus.
CAUCUCUGUAUUGUUUACGUUUUUAUAUUUGUUUUCAUGCGUGUCCCUUAAACGAUUUUUCCCCAUUUUUGCUAUUAUUAUUUUUUGUUUAAAUGCGUUAUCAAUUGACACAAUGAAUCUAGAAGAAGAGAGCCUUAAUUUUAUUAGCAACGGUCUCCAGGAACCGUUGCUUGAAUGCCGGCUCUGUGGCCAAUCGAGCAAUUCUUGUGUCGACUUGUCUGCAAUCUCUGAUAUCAUUCCUCUUAGUUUUAUCCACAAAAACAUUGGAAUUAAGUUAAAACUGAAUGACAUUUCCCCAAAUUUCAUUUGUAAGCAGUGCACAAUAAAAAUCACUGAUUGGCAGAAGUUUGUCAGAUCCUGCACGGAAGCUCAAUCAGUUGUCAAAGAGCGGCAAAAUUGCAGCAAAGAAACUGAACCUAUCCAAGUAAAUGGGAAACUACCACCUCAGGCUGCCGAAGAGACAACACAAAUUAAACUGACAGAAGUGAAUGACUCUCAUGCAGAGAGUAACCUCCUGUUAGCUUCAGAUAAAAAGUCCCGUUUCACACUAGAAUAUCUCGAGCAGAAGAUUGGCAGAGUUCUCAAGCCAGAAGAAGUUGACCAGCUGAAGAAGUUUAUAGAGAAAGGAGAUGAUCGGGGAAUAUACUCUUUCCUCUUUGGGAGCGGAAACAAUCAAACCUGGCCCUGCCAGCUGUGCAACGAGAUAAUCAAAGGGACCAUGAAGCAAGUGGCCAAACACUAUGCACAAGAGCACCAAGCCAGUCCUUUGUUCCCGUGCCAAUUGUGUGGUAAAGUCAUCAAGUCAAGCCACACCUACAAGAGACACCGGACGGCUCACCUGUCUGAAUACAAGUGCCCGUCGUGCGACAAAGUCUUUCAGGAUCGUUCCAAACUGCUCGCCCACAAAGUGGCCCAUUCAGACAGCCGACCUCACGUGUGCACCGAGUGCGGCAAGCAGUACAAGUUGGCCUCGCACCUCAAAUCACACAUGUCCCGUUCACAUUUACCCGAAUCCGAUCGGUUAGCAUUUACCUGCGAAAUCUGCGGGAAACGAUUCUCCGCCAAGGGCAAUUUGACCACCCACGUCCAAACGACCCACUCGGAUUCCAAACCUUACGUUUGCGAUCUCUGUGGCAAAGGAGUCAAGACUAAGCAAGCUCUCCAGUUUCACCUCAAUUCGCACAAUGGUGUCAAGCAGUUCAGCUGCGGAAUCUGCUUCAUGUCUUUCACGUCGCGGUCCAGCAUGGCCUCGCACACACGCCGACAUACGGGAGAGAAACCUUACCCCUGUAAACAGUGCAGCAAGACUUUCACGUCCAGUUCGGCAAGGAGCAGCCAUCGGCAGCACGUUCACGCCACGUCACGCCAACACGUUUGCCCUCACUGCAGCAAGUCUUUCAAAGUCCUACGUGACUUAAAAGUUCAUUUGUCUAUUCACACGGGAGAGAAGCCGUACGUGUGUGACACUUGCGGUAAAGCGUUCCGAGUGGCUGCCAAUUUUUACGCUCACCGUAAGACUCACCGUAAAGUUGUGGAGAAAAUAUCGCUGGAUGCGGCCGUAGCUGAAAUUGGCCAAUUUAUCGAGGAGCAGCAACAACAGGAGGAGCAACAGCAGCAGCAACAGCCGGCCGAGGAGGUGGAACAAAUUCACACGUUACAAAUGGCCCAGCCGAGAUUGAGCGACGCCCUGAGUCAAGCCAUCGAAGAGCAUUUGACUCAGUCGUGCAUGGUGGUCGGUGGAGAUUUCGGCAACGAUCCAUCGGCAACUUCUUCCAUGUUGAACCAGUUUUCGGCGGAAGUUGGGGCCACAUCAGACGGCCUUGACUACGCCACCAUCCAUCCGGAUGAACAAUCUUCCACUCCAGGCUAUUUAAAGUCGAUCCUGAUGGGUCAAUUUGAUGACAAGGAUUAGCUUCUAAACAUUUUCCGCUUACAUUCAAAUGAUUUGUAUUACACUUAGCUAAAGCUACUUGGAUAAUUCA